This is a messenger RNA of Ctenopharyngodon idella (grass carp), 3501 nucleotides long. It is a transcript of the gene trhrb, whose product is annotated as thyrotropin-releasing hormone receptor b. The transcript is spliced from 2 exons. The record is from RefSeq and is a predicted model, not a curated record. NCBI's taxonomy places the organism in Eukaryota, Metazoa, Chordata, Actinopteri, Cypriniformes, Xenocyprididae. Bases 139 to 1488 code for a protein of 449 amino acids. Gene Ontology annotation, molecular function: thyrotropin-releasing hormone receptor activity. Gene Ontology annotation, biological process: phospholipase C-activating G protein-coupled receptor signaling pathway. Gene Ontology annotation, cellular component: membrane.
UCAGCACCAGGCACAGGAGAUCCAUCAUCUGAUCUACUGCAACAGUAGAGAGCACAUCUGUUUUUAGUCUAUUCCACUACAUUUAGAGGAGAAUAAAAAAAAAAUGUGACUUACGUUAUGAUUAAACAUUUUAAAUAAAUGUUGUUGUUUUUCCCGGAUGAACAAAAACUAAUCAAAAACGGAACAGACAAAUCAAGCAAGCAAAGUUCUAAGAGGGAUGAACCGCAUUUAUGCCAACUCAACGGAAUUAAAAUUCAUUUUAAUCUGAUCUGGGAGAUUUUUUUGAGAAUGGAGAACUUCACAGUAUUCAACGAGACUCUGGAAACUUGGACUGACCGCAGUGUCGAAUACAAAGUGAUCAGCGUCCUCAUAGUUUUCCUCAUAUGCGCUUUCGGGAUAGUUGGAAACGUGAUGGUCAUCCUGGUGGUCCUCACAACCAAACAUAUGCGGACUCCGACUAAUGGCUAUCUGGUUAGUUUGGCUGUCGCAGACCUGAUGGUGUUGAUCGCAGCCGGUCUGCCAAGUAUAGCGGACAGUUUGUUCGGUUCAUGGAUUUUUGGGCACGCGGGGUGCCUGUGCAUCACAUACUUCCAAUAUCUAGGAAUCAACGCAUCCUCGUGCUCCAUAACAGCCUUCACUAUAGAGCGAUACAUCGCUAUAUGUCACCCAAUCAAAGCGCAGUUUUUAUGCACGCUCUCGCGCGCGAAGAAGAUCAUUUUUGGAGUUUGGGUUUUCACGUCUCUUUACUGCGUAAUGUGGUUUUACCUGUCCGAUAUCCAACAGGUUCUCUACAAGGAUGUGACUAUAAUAACGUGCGCUUACAAAGUGUCCAGAAACCUUUACCUACCCAUAUAUUUUGUCGAUUUUGGCAUCUUUUUUGUUCUGCCACUCACUCUUGCCACUGUCCUAUACGGCCUCAUCGCGAGAAUCUUGUUUCUUAAUCCUCUUCCGUCGGACCACAAGGAAGACAAAAACGGGCAUGAAAACUUCUCCAAAGCCAAAAAGAACAAAAUGAAGAAUUCCAGCCGCUGUUCCAGUACAACCGCAGCAUCCAGAAGACAGGUUACAAAAAUGCUGGCAGUGGUGGUUGUUCUGUUUGCUGUGCUUUGGAUGCCGUACCGCACUCUGGUGGUGGUUAACUCUUUCCUGCAAGAUGCCUACCUGGACACCUGGUUUCUGCUGUUCUGCCGCACAUGUGUCUACCUCAACAGUGCCAUUAACCCUCUUAUCUACAACGCUAUGUCUCAAAAGUUCCGCGCUGCCUUCAGAAGGCUUUGCCGCUGUGGGCGCACCGCUCUGGUGAAUAAGGCAGCCUAUAGUGUGGCACUAACCUACAGUGUUGCCAAGGAAACGUCAACGGUGGAAAGCACAGGGCAUUUUUCAACUGAGAUAGACGAUUUGACACCGACAGAUGAGUUGUUCCCUGAUAAGAAGCUUCUGUAUCCGGGGAACUGCGACUUUAGCAAGGAGACUUUCAGUCAGGCCUGAUAAACUCACAAUAGCUACACACACCAUAAAUCUCUUGAGUACUAGCGAUCUAUAACACUACACAUUGAACUGCAGGGACAGCACUCAAACAGUUUCUCUUUAUCGUUAUUUUUAAAAAAGUCAUGCUCAACACAGUCAAAUUUAUCUUCCCGUCUCAUAUACUUGCCAAACAGCUCCCUGGAAACUGUUCAGCUGAAAUUAAACCACGUUACAUAAGUUGCAUGGUUGCAUUAUUUGCUAAAGUCAUUAUUCUUAAUUAAACUUGCAGUGUAUUGCAUAUGUGAUGCAGAAUUGAAUACAUAUUAUUGAUCUGCAAACAUCUUUGGGGUUGUCAUUGUUAUUAAUGAGUGGCCUUCUCUUCCCCUGCAGACCCCUGGGAAAAAAAAUGCUGAAACUGCUUUUUUCUGCAGUUGCAGUUGUUUCAAGAAUGUUCAAUGAGAGUUAACUUAGUUUAGGUCCCACUGUAUAUAUAUAUGUAUAAUACACAAUUUUUUCGAUCUAAACUUAAAAUGGAAGUAUAGCUAAUUUUUUGUUUAAUUUGAUUGGCCAUCUGACAUAAUGUCGCACUGAAAUAUAUUUAGACUAAAGUUGUAUGUGCGCCUUUGAUACAAGUUUAUUGUAAAUAAGCAAAAUUCGGAUGAACAAAUGAAGGAAUGCAUGAAUAAAAAGAUAAAGGAGACAUUGUUACAUCUAUUUAUUUAUGUAAAAUAUUUUUAGUUAGGCAUUCUUAAAGCUGAAUUGUAACAUGUGCCAUUAGCGCAACCAAAUGGAAAUGCAAAAAUAAUCAUUGUUUUCACACGUUUCCCAAACACUCCCCUUGAUUGCCACUGGUCGCUUAAAACACAUAGUCCCGCCCAAAAACUCACACUAUUGGUUGAGCCAAUGUCCGACAGCUCAAACUUAUAGAGAAAUGGUAAAAAGCUACGGAUCCCCAGACAUGACAUGCAGGAAAAAAAUAGUAGGCUAAAUCGUGCGCAUGAUUUAAUUUUUUUCUUGCAUGUCAUGUGCGGGGCUCCGUAAAAAGCACCACUCUGUGUAGACUUUUAGGUGAAAUGAACCUAUGAAUACCUUGCUUAUAUUUAGGGACUUUACUCUUCAUAUUAAACUAAGAUGGAACAAAGUAAGACAUCAAAUAUAAUAUCUUUAAAUAUAAUAAAAGACUCUUUUGACUAUAACUGAUUUAGAUUACUAAAUAAAUGAAUGUAUGAAAAUUAUAUCUGACAAAUGAAUAUUUCACCUUUUUUAAUUCACUCUCUUGUAUCAUAAAUGGGUAGACAGCAUAUGAUUGUAUUUGUGAGCUGAUAACCUAAAUCUCAUCACAUGGGUUUGUAUAUGGUUUCUCAACAAAUGUGGCAAAAGAAGUUGCAUAUUUUCUUUAUCACAAUUGACUGUGUAUUCAAUUACUUUAAAUUAAUAUGUUGUGUUUUAGGUUUUUAAUAUAAUAUCUUGGUGGUGUUCAUGUGGAAAAUAGUCACUUUAUGUCUGUUUCAAUGGCUAGUCAGGUUUGUAGUCCAGUGUUAAUGAAUAGGCUAUUCUAGUGAUAUUUUAGUGAAUGGGCUUGUUCAGUUUAAACAGAUGUUUGCAGAAAAAUAGUAAAAUAGCAUCUAGUUUCAGAUGCAGAGGAUUUAUUUUUUCAAAGUCUUAUAAAAGGCAGAUUUAUGAUAUGUUACAGUUACACAAAUGGGUUUGAAUCUUGUCUCUACACACUUGGUUUCAGAGGAGUGUUCUGAAGUGUUCAAGCAUACGUAAUUUUAAAAAAGUAUAAAGUGUUAAGUAUGUUUAAUUGUGCUGUAAUUGUUCUCUUAGUUUGGUAAAUGAUAUACUUCGGUAUCUUGAUAUACUUGAGUGUGUACUAUUGCUGAAUCAUUCAAACAUGUUAGUAUCCAUAUUAUAACUAUAGCCUAUGUGUAUUUGCUAUUUUGCAUUUGUGUUAUUAUUCAGGGUUUAACAAAACACAAAAUUAUAUCUAAAAUGUCUAUUUUAAAGCCUCUUUCUGAAUAAAAUAAACUUGCA